AUGGAUCUCGGACGUCGAUCAUUUAUGGACACGAUCGCCUGCCCCUCCGGGCAUGGCAUCCGAUCCUUCGGUCGAUCCAAUUUCCAUUUCGUCCCAUUGGCCCCACUGCAUCCAAUUCCAACUACUCGCUCGCUCACAAAGGUCUGCCAACUAGGCGGCACACCACUUCCCCACUGCCAUACGGAUUACUGGAAGGGCCCCCGGGAGGUCCACCAUGGGAAUCUCCAUAGCCACCGCCGCCCGCACCGCCAGCGCCUCCCGGACCCGGACCAUGUCCACCGCCUCCACCCAUAUGGUGUUGGGUGGGACUCGUUUGGCCUUGACCAUGUCCAUGUCCAGGCGGACCAGGCGGGCCUUGAGCAGGAUGACCGUGAUAUUGCUGAGAAGGGUGUCCAGGAUGGGGCGGAGGAGGACCAUAUAAAUCAUGUGUCGAAUGAGGAUGAGAGUGAUGGGAUAGAUCCCCUGGUCCGUGAGGCGGUCCUGCAGGCGCAUAGGGUGCGCCCGCAGGCACUUCAGCUAAAUGAUGAGGGCCUGUUGGUCCGCCUGGUCCUGGAUGAGCACUGGGAUGAGGAUGGUGGUGCGAAGGAUGAGGGAGGUGAGGCGAAGUUGGCGAGAGGGAUGGAUUACGAUGGUCUCUUGGAGGACCACCGUUCGCUGAGGGACCAGGGUUUGGAUGGGAUGACAGUGACGAAGAACCAGUUCCGCGACGAGGACGCUUCGCAUCGGGAACGGAGGGAGUAG
Messenger RNA from Cantharellus anzutake, 741 nucleotides. RefSeq lists its product as uncharacterized. The transcript has 3 exons. Lineage: Eukaryota; Fungi; Basidiomycota; Agaricomycetes; Cantharellales; Hydnaceae. The record is from RefSeq and is a predicted model, not a curated record. The coding region runs from base 1 to 741 and encodes 246 amino acids.